Messenger RNA from Naegleria lovaniensis, 900 nucleotides. RefSeq lists its product as uncharacterized. Gene Ontology annotation, biological process: activation of GTPase activity; nucleocytoplasmic transport. Gene Ontology annotation, cellular component: nucleus; perinuclear region of cytoplasm; cytosol. Gene Ontology annotation, molecular function: small GTPase binding; GTPase activator activity. The transcript has a single exon. The record is from RefSeq and is a predicted model, not a curated record. Lineage: Eukaryota; Heterolobosea; Eutetramitea; Acrasida; Naegleriidae. The coding region runs from base 1 to 900 and encodes 299 amino acids.
AUGUCUUCAGAGUCUGUUCAACUUGUUUCACAAUGUGAGAGUUUGCAAAAUUUGACAUACCUAGAUAUUUCAUUUGCUAUGAAUGAGGAUGGAAUGAAAGUAUUAUUGAACAGUUCUGUUCUGAAAAAUUUGAAAAGUCUAAAAAUGGUCGGAUGGGCAUUUGACACUUCGUCGAGAACUAGUUUAUCAUUUGUGACCGAGAGUGAAAUUGUCAAAAAUUUGGAAUGCUUGAAUUUAUCUGGAAAUCAAAUCGAUGAGUAUAGAAUUCAAGCAAUGUUUCAGAAUUCGAACGAAGAUAGUUCAAAAUUGACUCGACUUGAUUUGUCGUACAAUAAUAUUGCUUUUAAUGGAAUACAGUAUUUGACAAGCUCCAAAUACAUACCUUAUUUGAAAGCAUUAACCAUUUCUUACAAUCCCUACAUUCGUGACUCCUCCAUUGUUUUACUUACACAGAGAGAUUCAAUGAAACACUUAACCUAUCUCGAUCUUGAAGGGACAUCCAUUGGAAAUGAAUCUAUGAAAGCCCUUUCUGAUAUAAGUUCCACCAUUACAAAUUUAACACAUCUCAAAAUUGGAAAAACUCAUGUGAAGGACGAAGGAUUGAAAUUUGUGACACAAUGUUCACACAUGUCCAAAUUGACCACUCUUUCAUGUGUAAGAAGCUGCAUUGGAGACGAAGGUGUAUACGAGAUUGCAUCGAGUGUAUUCAUGUCCAAUUUAAAACAUCUCAAUUUGUCUCGUUGUAACGUUACACUCGUAGGAGCGACAGCAUUAAUGGAAAGUAAAUUGUUGAGACCCAAUUUACGAUCAUUGAAUUUAUGGCAAAACAAAUUGAGUGAGGAGGAAAAGGAAAUGAUCAAUACCUUGAAUGAAGAGAAUGGUUGGAAGGUCGUGUUGUGA